Messenger RNA from Entrophospora candida, 174 nucleotides. The record is from the annotation of a GenBank genome assembly. NCBI's taxonomy places the organism in Eukaryota, Fungi, Glomeromycota, Glomeromycetes, Entrophosporales, Entrophosporaceae.
AUGUCACCAAUUCCGUUACUUGUGAGCAAAAAGGAAUUUCCGAGUGAAAAACUAAUCCUGGGAAAGAAACAAACAAUAGAAGCGAUUCAGGAAUGGGUUGAUAUGGAAAAUGUGGAGGAUGGUAGCAAUGAUGAUAAAGAUCACGAAGAAGAUAUUAAUAUAAUAAAAAAAUUA